This is a messenger RNA of Orbicella faveolata, 2825 nucleotides long. RefSeq names its product arrestin domain-containing protein 3-like. Gene Ontology annotation, cellular component: cytoplasm. NCBI's taxonomy places the organism in Eukaryota, Metazoa, Cnidaria, Anthozoa, Scleractinia, Merulinidae. The record is from RefSeq and is a predicted model, not a curated record. Gene Ontology annotation, biological process: protein transport.
CUGCACAUACCUAUAUAGCACAUAUAAGGGAGUACCCUCGGGUAUUUCCGGUGCACACUUUACAUGGCUACCGAUUGGUUCACGAAGAUAAACCAGUGGGGGAGGAGUUAUUUACUGUUUAUCCAGUCGUCUGCACGUAUUACGUGCCUAUUAAAAUGCAAACAGCAUUUUUACCCUUCCCAUCCUAUCCCUGUUGGUGUGUAAUCGUGUCAACAUGCUUGUUGACACGCACAAGUGAAAUUUGCGUUUGUGCGAAGGUUGAAGAGCUGUGUGGUCAAACAUUGAAGCUUUUAAAAUUUGUAAGAAUGGGUAAAGUUGAUUUCUUUGUCGUCGAAUUCUACGGAGGCAAGAGAACUUUUUAUCCCGGCGAAGCAAUAAAUGGCACUCUUCGUUUGAAGGUGAACAAGGAGCUGAAGUUGCGAGGCAUUCGAUUGGAGUUUCACGGUAAAGCUUCAAUACAUUGGUCUGAAUCGACAGGAUCAGGUAAAAACAGGAGAACAAGGCAUUACAGUAACAGCGAAACUUAUAUCGAUACUUUGGCGACAUUGUUUGGCAAAGCACCAGGCCAGAGUGGCGAUGAUCCUGUACUGCAGCCAGGGGAUUAUUCCUAUCCAUUUCAGUUUCUUAUUCCAAAUCAAAACAUGCCAACAUCAGUUGAAGGAAGUCACGGCUAUGUUCGCUAUUGGUUGAAAGGCAUCAUUGAUAGGCCAUGGAGGUUUGACAUCACAACGACAGCAGUAUUUACUAUGUUGGAGUAUGUUGACAUCAAUACGUUCCCGCUUUUGCAACCUUGUCAGAUGUCAGAGGAUCGGAAUGUUGGAUGUCUUUGCUGUAAAUCUGGCCCACUCAGUGUCACUGUAUAUACUGACAGAGGUGGCUACUGUCCUGGUGAGUCAAUUGGUGUCUCGGCAGUCAUCAACAAUCAUUCCAACAAUGAAAUUCUUGGUUUGGAGAUUCAUCUCAUUCAAGUCACCGUUUAUAUUGCCUCUGGUGGAAAGCAAAAGCAUUGUGAGGACAAAGUUGCAGCCAUGCUUCAGGGAGGAGUGAAGCCCCAUGAAGAGACUCACAUGCCAAUGGUGGCAUUUCCAAUACCCUCUCUACCCCCAUCCAUGUUAAGCUGUAGGUGUAUGAGGAUGUCAUAUGUGUUGAGGCUGAAAGUGCGAGUGAAAGGCGCAUUCAAUUCAAAUCUAAACAUUCCCAUCACUAUUGGCUCAGUACCAUACAGGCCACCCAUGCAGCCACAGUACCCCCAGCCAGCUGCAGGUAAUUUUGCUGGCCCAUCUCCACCCCUGGCAGGAUUCAGUGAACCAUCAGGCUAUUCUGCAGCUUCCCCACAGAUUGGGGAUGGUACACAGCCAUACCCCAACUAUGCACCACCAUCCUAUGCGGAAUGUGUAAGAGGGGGAGCGUCAAUUACUAAUGAAGGUGACUCUGGCAAAGCCCUGGGCGACAGUACAUUUACACCAAUGUACCCGUUCGUUAAUAAUUACCAGUUCCCUUCUGCUCCACCGGCGCCAUUUCCACAGGAUUCCAAACGUCAAUGAAUGUUUUAGAUGUAUAUGCGUGGAGCGUGGCGAGCAUUUUUGGUGAAGCACCACGCUCAUUUAGAAUUUUUACGGAAGCGCUAAAGGCGCGAGCAGAUAGAUUAAUAGUUGUGUAGAGGAAUUUUCUCGGGAAUUGUUGAAAUUUAGGAGCUCGUAAAUGCCAUUUCGUACAUUUUCCAGGAGAUGUCUUAAUUUUCAAAAAAGUGCGGUGUUUCCUACGUUUUUCAGCCGUGCCUUCAGCAGUGAUUAUAUGGUCUUGAAGAACCAAUAAUAAAUUGCAAAUAAUUUGACCGAAAGGCCAAUGUAAUUAUAGAAACCGCUGACAAGAAACAUAGUUCUUAAUAGAAACUUAUAUAAACAUUUUGAGACAUGAACAGGUUACCUCAUUUGUAUAGUGUGACUGCUUUCGAACAAGUUUACAAACUGUAAAAUAUUUUAGCUAAGUUACUUAACUUAUGAUUGUAUUAUAAUCCAAAACAUAACUAAAAACAUAAAAUAUCCUUAACUUCAUUUCAUUCUUGCCGUUCUGUAAUUAUUGAGAAAGUUUGUUUCAUAGUACUUAAAGUCUGCAGGUGCGCAAAAAAAAAAGAAAAAGAUAGAAAAACUGCCGUUAAAAAAACACGAAUCCUUGGGACUUUAGCGAAUCCCAAACAGAAGACGCCACGGCGUUCUGUAGGAUAUUAGUUUUUAUUCAUGCUUGUAAAUGCUACGAAUUAAUUGCUGUUUUACUGUUAUGUUGUUGCAUAAUUGCCCAUUGUUACACCACGGCAUAGUUAAUAGAGGGGAAUGGUUACAUAAAGCCAACAGAGUUCAUUGUGAUAUGUUUUUGAACAUUCGCUUUUUUUGGCCUUUAUUGUGCACAAAACACAAUUGUUUCAUUCUGAUUGAUGACUAAGCAAUCGUACCGUUUCUAUUUAAGUUAUUAAGGCAUAACAUAUGAACGCAAAACAAAAGAUUUUACACGGUCAUGGGCCUUGCAAAUUUAAGUCUUGUCAUAUUAUUUUUUAACCAUUCCCCUCUAUUAACUGUGACCGUAGCCUGCUGUUUUGCGUGGCUAAAUAACAAAGACAACAGUAAAAUAAUAAAUCCCUUAUUGCACGGGUUCGCGGUAGAUAAUGGUCACGGACAUUUUGUAAGCAAGUCAGUUUUGAGAUAUCGUCGCGCACUAUCUGUGAAACAUCAAAUUAUCUCUAAUUAUUUACGGAGUGACUCUUCAGCAGUCAGUCAGAGCGAAUAUUAAUUACUGUAUUUGUAAUCAAAAAUGAAAGCUUAUUGAAUGAA